AUGCUGGAAGUAGACACAGAUGAUACACAGGAAUUAUUAGCCACCAAUGCUGCUUCUGGCUCCUCUACUACAACUGGUGCACCUAGAUUCGAGGUAUUGUCGUCAUUAUCACAAUCACACCAAGAAAAAUCAUCUACGAAAUACAAAAAAAUUUCAGAAUUUGUUAAAAUUAAUGUGCUCGGACAUCCUAAUAAUUUUGAGGAAUAUGUACUACGCAAUGAGGCAAGUGACUGUUCCUUGAUAGCAAAAUACUGUAAAACAACUACAAUUGAUUUAUCAACUCAACCAACAUUAUCAAUAGACUCCAUAUCUUUGAACACCAUUCACAUCCCACAUCCUUUAAUCAAUUUCAUGAAAAAUGAAGCCAACCAGCAAUUAUCUCCCGAUGAUCAAGUUGAUGUCAGUAAUGAGUUACAAGAAUCACCUAUUGUUGUUUUUUUGCAUGGAUUAGGAGGACAAAUGUCACAAUUUGAACCGUUGAUGGGUUUAUUAUCCCAAUGUCUGGAAAUUUUGUCUUUAGAUUUACCUGGGUUUGGAAAUUCAAAAUUGCAAUUUGAAGAAGGCUUUAAAUUUAUAUCCGAAAUUUCUGAUUCUGAUAAAUCAAAAAUAUCUUCAAGUAUUCAAAAAAUGAAUUGGGACGACUUUUCUACCGACAAUAUUGUUAGAAUAGUGUAUGAAUUCAUUAGCCAGAACGUGCCCCUGAGCAAGAAGAUUGUGUUGAUCGGCCACUCAAUGGGAACUCAUAUUUCGAUCAAACUUGCUAAAAAAUUGCCUCAAUCAAAAGUCGAAGGAUUAAUUUUGUUAUCACCCCCAGCAUUGACAGACGACAUUAACACGAACGAGCAAAACACGAAAAACACUCAUAAUCUGCUAAGCUUGUUUACCGUGUUUACAUAUUUCCCCUGGGUAUUCAAUUCUUUUAGAACUUGGAAUAGAUUGGAGGGAUUAGAUAGUGCAAGUGUUGUUAGACAAUUAUCGAAAACUAAUAAUUCUAUUUAUAAUAAGCUAAGACAAUUUAGAUGGAAUUUGGAUGUUAACUCUGAUAUUGUAUUAAAAUAUGCUAGCGGGUUUCAAAGGGCAACAAACUCAGAUUUGAUAUCUGCAAUUAGUCGGUUUAAUGAUAAUCCUGAAGACAAACAAGUUUAUGAAAAAACCGUUUUCAUCUGUGGGAAUAAUGACCAAAUGACUCCAGUUUCGACAAUAUAUAAAUGUGAUGAGUUUUUAACUUCCAAUUUUGGUAGAAAAGUAUCAGCAGCCAUUGAAGUUAAGGGUGUUGGGCAUUCAUUAUUAUUACUGAAACCCGAGUUUAUCAGUGGAAUAAUCUUGAAUCAUAUAGAGCUGAAGUUCCCUGAACGAUUGCAUUUAUCUCCUGCUUGGGUAUUAAAAAUUAAAGCAAAAGUAUCUGGCGAUAAAUGGGGGUUGAAAAACGAACAGAAAUGGCUGAACAUACAAUCCGUGUCGUAUAAUAUUACAAGAAACCGAGGCAAAGAUAUUGCACCAUUGUUAGGAAUGAAGACAUUAAGAGAAAGCGAUCCAAUUCAUUCACCAUCUAUUUUAGAAAAGCAAUUUUAUGGGGACAAUUCAUCAAAUCAAAUAAAGGGGAACUUGAUUGCUAUAAUUGACAUUUCCGCCGACAUCCCUCCUUACAGCCCCAAAUCCUUUGAAAAAAUAAAGUAUUACAAAUGUGCUACCGUAUCAAAAGUAGUUCCAGAUCAAAGUGCGAUUCGAAGAUUUAUACAACUAGUCAAUGAUAUUUUACAUGAAAAUACAGUAGCAAAUCCAUUGAUAGCUGUUCAUUGCCAUUAUGGGUUCAAUAGAACUGGAUUUUUAAUUUGUUGUUAUUUAAUUGAGGUAUUGGGGUGGUCAGUUGAAGAAGCAGUAGAAGGAUUCAAAAUAGCAAAACAACCUGGUAUCAAACAUCCUCAUUUCAUUGAUGCAUUGUAUGUCAGAUAUGAAAAAUGA
This is a messenger RNA of Candida albicans SC5314, 1962 nucleotides long. Its product is annotated as triacylglycerol lipase. The transcript has a single exon. The record is from RefSeq and is a predicted model, not a curated record. Gene Ontology annotation, molecular function: protein tyrosine/serine/threonine phosphatase activity; mRNA guanylyltransferase activity. Lineage: Eukaryota; Fungi; Ascomycota; Pichiomycetes; Serinales; Debaryomycetaceae. Gene Ontology annotation, biological process: protein dephosphorylation; 7-methylguanosine mRNA capping. The coding region runs from base 1 to 1962 and encodes 653 amino acids.